GUCCAGAGUGGGGAAAUGUUCCUCCUCCUCCUCCUCCACCACCACCUUUAAAAGAGUAUUCUCCCUUUUGUCCCCUAUGGAAAUAGAAUAGUUGCCCUUAUUUUCUCCCUUCACUUAUGCUCCCUUAUUAGUCAAUGGAACAUUAUGGGUCGGUUUCGGAGGAACCGUGGCGAGGCUGAAGGAAACAAGGCAGCGAAAGUCCUUUGCGUUAGGAGCAAUGAUAAAAUACCAGUGCGUAAAAACCCAUAUUUUAGCCGGACAGCAGGACAGACACCAGACGUCUGUAUCCACACACAGACGCCUUCUUUUCCCCCUCCUGACAACUCCAUCUUCACCUUUAGGGCUUCAACCCAGAGGCGUGGGCCCUCAGAGAGGCGGGUGGCGGAGGGACGCGGGGCCUGUUCAAGCGCUUUGCCCGGAGUGCCACGCUAACCGGCCUCUCUUUUCUCUGUCCUUCCCCCCACUUGUCCUUUCCCUCCCCGCCGGCGACGACGGGCGGCCAGGUGUGGUUCCAGAACCGGCGGGCCAAGUGGAAGAAGCGCAAGAAGACGACCAACGUGUUCCGCGCCCCCGGCACGCUGCUCCCCACGCCGGGCCUGCCCCAGUUCCCCUCCGCCGCCGCUGCCGCCGCCGCCGCCAUGGGCGACAGCCUCUGCUCUUUCCACGCCAACGACACGCGCUGGGCCGCGGCAGGCAUGCCGGGCGUGUCGCAGCUGCCCCUGCCGCCGGCGCUGGGCCGGCAGCAGGCCAUGGCGCAGUCGCUGUCGCAGUGCAGCCUGGCGGCGGGGCCCCCGCCCAACUCCAUGGGCUUGUCCAACAGCCUGGCGGGCUCCAACGGCGCCGGCCUGCAGUCGCACCUCUACCAGCCCGCCUUCCCCGGGAUGGUCCCCGCCUCCCUGCCCGGCCCCAGCAACGUGACGGGCUCGCCGCAGCUCUGCAGCUCCCCGGACAGCAGCGACGUGUGGCGGGGAACCAGCAUCGCCUCCCUCCGCCGAAAGGCGCUAGAGCACACAGUCUCCAUGAGCUUCACCUAAUGGCGUCUCCUUCCCGCCUUCCUAGCCAGCCAGCAGCCUGCCCCCAGCCGCGCCUCCCGCUUUCCCGCCCUUUUUGCUUCUUCUAAUUCCUCCUCUUCUUCUUCUUCACCUCAGCCCUGCCCUCACUCCCCACUCCCGCCAUUUUUUUGUACUUAAAAGAGGGAGGGGGAAACAAAACAAAACACUUACCAGGGAGUCGACUCAGGAUCAGAAGUGAGUGGACUGGUUUGCGGGCAGAGUUUAAGAGUGGUGGUCCAAAUAACACGACCCAGGCAAGCGCACGCACACAUAAAAACAUACAGACAAGGAACACGCUCACCCCAACCGCCGCCUACUGUGCUCCAAGGGCGGAAACACAAUCGACGUGUGUCUUAAUAAGGAUUUGAGAGAUACUCAACCUGACAAAAGGACUCGUUGGAUCUCCUCCUUUAAUUUCCUCCCCCCCCCCCCAAGUUCCAAGCCCGCACAGCCAAAUUCAGAUCCAGGCAUCUGUUGGGCUUUUAUUUUUUUAUACAAAACACCAAAACAAAAACCCACCUCAUGUAGAAAGACAGUAUACAAUGUGUGCAUGUGCGUGUACAAAUAAAGAUGAAAGUUGGUUGCAGGGGUUUUGAUAGAAAGGUUUUCUUAACGGGCAAGUUUGGCCCUAGGGUGGCUGCGAGGCAGGAAUAGUGGUCAGGAUGUGAAGCGUGAAGGGGAAAUUGAACCGAUUUUGAUAAAAGCAUUUUUAAGCGAAUUUUUUUGGGGGCGGGGGAGGGAUUCAAACGAUUUUUAAAAAAGAACCCGCUCCAAACACUUCCUAUUACUCUUUUUUCUUUUUGUGGGCGUUUUGAUUUCUUUGUUUCGGUUAUUGCUGUCCCUCCAGUUUCUCUUGUUGCCCUCCCUCUCCGAGCAGCAGGCUGAUAGAUAGAUGCCUGGCGCACGUGGACUUGAGACAUCUCCAACCUGGCAAAGACUUUGUACAGAUAAAACAAUCAGCUAUUUUUUUCUCCCUUUCUGCAUGUGCUGGUCCAAUCCCAGAGAACAGAAGCUAUUUCGAAGAAUGAACAAACAACGUGAAAUAGGAUGUUUUGUGUAGAUAAAGCAUUCUUGUUACAUACUGGUCGAUUUGUGAUAUGUUAAAAGAAAAAAGAAAAGAAAAGAAAACUUACUGUCUGUGCUUAUUUAUUAUGGAAUUUUGGGUUUCUUAAUAAAUGUUUGAG
Podarcis lilfordi (Lilford's wall lizard) is the source of this 2236-nucleotide messenger RNA. Lineage: Eukaryota; Metazoa; Chordata; Lepidosauria; Squamata; Lacertidae. The record is from the annotation of a GenBank genome assembly.